UCAGUGGGUGAGGCAGAGGGUCCAAUCGAUGGAUGCAGAACUAUUUUUUAAGAAAGCUGACCAGCCUUGGAGGCCGCGUGUUUUCUCUGCUCCUCCAAACGCUGCUGCGAGUGUGAAAUACGGCAGACGGCUGAGGAGACUCACAGAUGAGUUUGACAUUCUGCUCGAAAAAGGGAUGAAGAGGCUGUGUAACGGCAGGCCGGCACCACAGAUUUGGCGCUUCCCCAUGAGCUCAAGCUUCCUCUGGAGCCACGCAGAGUCUGACGCAGAGAGGAGGUCACACUAGCUUCCCCCAACACUGCAAACCAUGCAGCUUCUUCAGCUUCUGAAGCUCUUUCAAACAAGUUUAUUGAUGGCUUUUUUUGAUGUCUGAUUUCAGGUUGUCGACGAGAAAAUUGCAUAUACAUGGAUAAAUGACUCUCAAGCUAUUUCGUAAAGCAUAAAAAUACUGUAGUAUGUCUGCAGAUAUUUAGGAAACACGCUAAGCUCACAUAAUUGUGUUUCUGAAACACUGAAAAACAACGCUACAGCCAGUUAUUCUGCUUCGAAAUGUGCGUUC
Sinocyclocheilus grahami is the source of this 559-nucleotide messenger RNA. Its product is annotated as bcl2-associated agonist of cell death-like. The record is from RefSeq and is a predicted model, not a curated record. The coding region runs from base 29 to 286 and encodes 85 amino acids. Gene Ontology annotation, cellular component: mitochondrion. The transcript is spliced from 2 exons. Gene Ontology annotation, biological process: apoptotic process. NCBI's taxonomy places the organism in Eukaryota, Metazoa, Chordata, Actinopteri, Cypriniformes, Cyprinidae.